Molecule: messenger RNA, 1448 nt
Organism: Lathyrus oleraceus (garden pea)
Lineage: Eukaryota; Viridiplantae; Streptophyta; Magnoliopsida; Fabales; Fabaceae
Product: myb-related protein 315
Exons: 3
Coding region: 302-1117 (271 amino acids)
Source: RefSeq, a predicted model, not a curated record
AUUCCCCUCUUACAAGUACUUUAUUUUCAUGAUUUAAGUGGACUCUUUAUAACAAGAAAGGGUGAAUAGUGACCAACAUUUUUUUAUAAUAACAAACAAAACCUUCCAUGCUUUUCUUUAAUAGCUUAUAACCAAAAGUGCUUUCCGACCAAUCAUUAAUCUCCCCCCUCUAACGACAUAAUGCUUUUAUUUAAAUGUUUAUAUGAACUGGCAGCAUCUUUGCUUGAAUUUCAAGGUUCUAUUAAAGUCACAUUUUUUCAAUCUCACUAUACUUGUGAUAUUUUCAUCUAGAUUCUAGAAAAUGGGAAGACAACCAUGUUGUGAUAAGGUUGGUUUGAAGAGAGGACCCUGGACUAUUGAGGAAGAUCAUAAGCUUGUGAGUUUUAUCCUUAAUAAUGGGAUUCAUUGUUGGAGAGUGGUUCCUAAACUUGCAGGUCUUUUAAGAUGUGGAAAAAGUUGUAGAUUGAGAUGGAUUAAUUAUCUUAGGCCAGACCUUAAGAGAGGUGGAUUUACUGAAAUGGAAGAGGAUCAAAUUAUUCAACUGCAUGCACGUCUCGGUAAUAGGUGGUCAAAAAUUGCUUCACAUUUUCCUGGGAGAACAGACAAUGAAAUUAAGAACCAUUGGAACACAAGAAUCAAGAAGAAGCUAAAGUGUCUUGGUUUGGAUGUUGUGAACCUAAAACCAAUUGAGCAAAAGCAACAAACUGAUGAUAAUGAUGAUGAUGACAAAGAAAAAACUAACCAACAAGUAAAUGUUUCAGAAAGGAUUGAAGAAAAUGCGGAGAGUAUUAAAUCCUUGGAUAGUGAAACGGAAUUGAAAAGAGAAGAAAACAAAGUGGCUUGGGAUGAUAGUGAUGAACUUUUAAACAAGUUCGAAAUGCUAUGUUCAAAUUUGGAAUUGGGGACAUGGAUAAGCCAAGACACCAACAUUAGUACUACUACAAAUUCUGUUUCUAGUUCUUCUAUGUCUUUGGAUGAUACUAGCCACAUUUCUAUUGACGAAUCCUCUUACUUUCAACAAAAUUCAUUACACCAAUGGGUUGAUAAUAUGGAUUCCAUUCUCUCAUGGGAUGCUUUCAAUCCACUUGAUCAAGAUAUUUCUUUUUUCGAAAAAUAGGAAAUAAAUGACCUAUUAAGCAUUGAUCCGUCCAUUAGGUGCAUCAACAUCAGUGUAGUGAUAUUUGAAAAAUUAAAAAUAAUUGAUGUAAUCGCAUGUGCCAAUAUCACACCAAUGUCUGACACUGACGAAUGUCAAACCCUUGCACCUACCUAUUACAUAAUCACCUCUUAUAAACUACCCUAUCUCAAACAAUAAAAUGCUAUAGUAAUGUAUAAAACAGUGCCACUUUUAUUUGUUCCUGCAUUUUGUUUUUGGCUGCAAUGAUGGUUAGUGUGGUGAUGAUGAUUCAAAAUUGAAUACAAAUUGAGUUUUUUUAUAUAUAAUUUUU